Messenger RNA from Harpia harpyja (harpy eagle), 733 nucleotides. RefSeq lists its product as uncharacterized. The record is from RefSeq and is a predicted model, not a curated record. The transcript has 3 exons. NCBI's taxonomy places the organism in Eukaryota, Metazoa, Chordata, Aves, Accipitriformes, Accipitridae. The coding region runs from base 1 to 603 and encodes 200 amino acids.
AUGGCCAUGGAGGAGCAGGGCGGCACGCAGCCUCGCCUCACCUUCUUCCCACCGCCCCAGAGCCGGCAGCUCAGCGGGCCCCGGUGCGGGGUCGGGGGAACCCUCACACCGUCCUGGGGCUGCGGGACCCUCACAAUGGCUGGGGGACCCCUCACAGCAGGCUGGGGUCGGUGGGGGGGGCUCGGCACCCCCCUGCACCCUGCUGUGUGUGACACGAAGCCCCCUCUCACCCGGAGCAGCUCUGCAGACUUGGACCUCGACCCGGACAGCCAUGUGCCCGACAGCUCCCUGCCCAACUCCGCCAGCCGCGCCGGCCGCCAUGCCCUGCUGCUGCUGGAGAAGAAGGUAAAACACUUUGAAGAGGCCAAAAAGAAGACUGAACGUUUCCACAAACAUUUACAGCAGCAGUUUUUGAAAGAACAGGAGAGAAAGAUGGUGCGGAGGAAGAAGGCAUCUGAAAGGUUUGAAAAAUCACUGGAAGUGUUCAGCCGCGGAAGUGGGAAGUCACCCGUCCCUCCCGCAGGUGGUUUGUCUGCGAGUGAAGUGACGCCCUUGGAACAUGCAGCUGCUACUGACCGAGAAGGGACCAAGAGACACGUCUAGAGAGCUCCUCCUGCAGGAUGUCCCAGCGCUCCGGCCCAUGUCUGGCCAACCUACUUGAAUUUUCAGUUUGUCCUUUUAGGAAGCUAACGCUCGGUCCUGUUACAGCAAUAAACCAGCACGAUCCCUCGCU